Messenger RNA from Boleophthalmus pectinirostris (great blue-spotted mudskipper), 4001 nucleotides. RefSeq names its product pleckstrin homology-like domain, family A, member 1 (gene phlda1). The coding region runs from base 54 to 506 and encodes 150 amino acids. The transcript is spliced from 2 exons. Gene Ontology annotation, biological process: positive regulation of apoptotic process. Gene Ontology annotation, molecular function: phosphatidylinositol phosphate binding. Lineage: Eukaryota; Metazoa; Chordata; Actinopteri; Gobiiformes; Gobiidae. The record is from RefSeq and is a predicted model, not a curated record.
GCAGGGUCUGUCCAGUGGGUGUGCGCGUGAGAGCUGUGCCGGGGCGCGUGGCCAUGCUGGAGAGCGGGCGGAAGGUGCUGAAGGAGGGGCUGCUGGAGAAGCGCAGCGACGGACUCCUGCAGCUGUGGAAGAAGAAGCGGUGCGCGCUCACGGAGGACGGCGUGCUCCUGCUGCCGCCCAAACAGCACGAGCCCUCCCAGCCGCCGCACGCGCACCGGGACUCGGCCAAAGUCAAAGAGCUGCACUUCGCCAACAUGAAGACCGUGGACUGCGUGGAGCGCAAGGGGAAGUACGUGUACUUCACCGUGGUGAUGGCGGAGGGCAAAGAGAUCGACUUCAGGUGCCCGCAGGACGAGGGCUGGAACGCGCAGAUCACGCUGCAGAUGGUGCAGUACAAGAACAGACAGGCCAUCCUCGCGGUGCGCUCCACGCGCCAGAAGCAGCAGCUGCUCGUGGUGCACGUCCCCGGGCAGAAGACGCUCCGCAGCGCGCCCAACGUGGCGUGAGCGAGCCCCGGACACGAGCCUCGUCUGCGAUGUCUGGACUCGCGGCUGCCGUCUGAACUUGGAUUCUGGAACAUUUUUUGUCUCUGCGUCUCCAUGGUAACCUCAUUCAGAGACUAUCACAGCGGACACACAGACUGAGCAUGUGCGAAAAAAAGCCACUCCUCCGCGGAUGGACUCAAACUUUAUUUAUUAGAUGUACAUAUAUUUUUUAACCUGUCGUCGUCAUUGAAUGUGUCCCGUGCGUUUUUUGGAUCGUAGCCCGUGUCUCUACAGAGGACCCGACUGGGAUCAGAACUAUUUCGUUUCACUGCAAAAAAGAAAUAUCUGUAAGUGUUAAAGGAGCACUGUGUAACUUUUUUUUUUUGCGUUUGCGUAUUACUCGGAAUAUGCGUGUUAGAACCUCCAACAAAGUCACAUAGUGCGCCUUUUAAAAAUGACUUGAAUUUUAGGGUGUCAUUUGAGUUUGGAUUGUCGACUGUUGUUGUGUCCUCGGGCAAGACACUUCUCCCUUUCUGUCACUACGAACAAAAGUGUUUGUUUGGAGAGGCAGUUGUGGCUAAAAAAGUUUGUUUGGGAUCGCCCCCCACAAACCUGCCAUUAUAAAUUCCAUUAUAAAUUUAUAGUUUAGAGUCCUUUGAUUUAAAUUUCAACUCUAUGGGAGAUUCACUGUUUUUGGAAGGAAUCUCCAAACUGAAAAUCCAUAAAUGUCGAACCUUCUCAUUAUUUGUUUGAGAUCGGCUCCACAAACCUGCCAUUAUAAAUAUAACUCUACGGGAGAUUCACUGUUUUUGAAAGGAGUCCCCAAGCUGAAAAUCCACAAAUGUUGAACCUUCUCAUUAUUUGUUUGGGAUUAGCUCCACAAACCUGCCAUUAUAAAUUUACAUUUUAGAGUCCUUUCAACUGACAACAAACCACUUUUUGAACUCUGAAAAAAUUAUAUAUGGAUUUAAAUUUCAACUCUAUCUGAGAUUUGAUGAAAAUCCACAAAUGUUGAACCUUCUCAUUAUUUGUUUGAGAUCGGCUCCACAAACCUGCCAUUAUAAAUAUAAGUCUACGGGAGAUUCACUGUUUUUGAAAGGAAUCCCCAAACUGAAAAUCCACAAAUGUUGAACCUUCUCAUUAUUUGUUUGGGAUCAGCUCCAUAAACCUGCCAUUAUAAAUUUAUGGUUUAAAGUCUUUUCAGCUAAAUCACUUUUUGAAGGCUGAAAAAUAUAGAUAUGGAUUUAAAUUCCAUUAUAACUCCAUGGGAGAUUAACUGUUUUUGAUAGGAAUCUCCAAACUGAAAAUCUACAAAUGUUGAACUUUCUCAUUAUUUGUUUGGGAUUUGCUCCACAAACCUGUCAUUAUAAAUUUAUGGUUUAACAUUCUUUCUACGGACAACAAAACACUUUUUGAAGGCUGAAAAAAAAAGGAUUAAAAUUUCAGAUAUAACCAUGGGAGAUUCAAUAUUUUUGGAAGGAAUCCCCAAACUGAAAAUCCACAAAUGUUGAACUUUCUCAUUAUUUGUUUGGGAUUAGCUCCAUAAAUCUCCCAUUAUAAAUUUACGGUUUAGAGUCCUUUCAACUGACAACAAACCACUUUUUGAAGGCUGAAAAAAAAAGGAUUAAAAUUUCAGAUAUUAACUCUACGGGAGAUUCAAUGUUUUUGGAUUAAUCUCCAAGCUGAAAAUCCAGAAAUCCACAAGAGAUCAGCUCCAUUAACCUUCUAUUAUAAAUUUUUGGUUUAAAGUCCUUUCAAUUGACAAACCACUUUUUGAAGGCUGAAAAAAAAAAAAAAAAAAAAGAUUAAAUUUCUGAUAUAACUAUGGGAGAUUCAAUAUUUUUGGAAGGAAUCUCCAAACUGAAAAUCCAGAAAUCCACAAGAUCAACCCCAUAAACCUGCCAUUAUAAAUUUACAGUUUAAAGCCCUUUCAACUGACAACACUUUUGCUUAGUUGUAUGAAAAAUGCCACCACUUUUUGAAGCUAUAGCUAAACAAUAAUUUCACUUUUGCUUAUUUAUACGGACAGAGAAGACGCCGAACCCAUAAACCAGGUCUAUAAAUCUUAAAAUCUCACAAUUACACUGGAAAGUCCACCUGCGAAUUCUGACCUGUCCUCCAUUUUAAAAGUGCACUGCGUGACAUUUCUAGUCGAGCGUUUGCCACCUGCUCGUCUCCAUGGAAACGUUAUUGCUAUAUGUAGAAUGUUUCACAGUACACAACGAGUCACAGAUGGAAUUCCAGUAUUUUCUGAGCAAUAGAAACACCUUUAAUCAAUAAACGUUGGAUGGAAAUGUUUAAUGUCAUGCCACGGAACAUUCUAGGUAAAGCAAUAACAUUUCCACGAGAAGAAGUUACGCAGUGCACCUUUAAACUACGGGCGUUUGCGAAUGUUACGAUUUUACUUAUAACAACCCAAAAAAUUCAAGUCUUUUUAAAAGUUUUGUGGAUAGUUCUUGUUUUGCAGUGACGGUCGUCGUUGUCGUAGAAAGAAUCGCCUGAAACUGUUCGAAGCCCGUUCAUUUCAUCUCCAACUGAACCAAAGACUCAUAAGAAGAUUCGAUUCCGACGUGAGGAGAACGGAAAAUGUUUUUGGAUUAAUUUGCAGUCGACAAGGACAAGGAACCACCUACGAGCGCCAUGGAAACACGAGCUCUUCUGUGGAGCACUGCCGAGGCUCUGUUCACGUUUACGUCACAAACCAGGACGACGUUUGGAAACAUUCGGCGACAACUUCCGGUUUAGUUCUCGACACUGGAUUUGCCGACCGACUGUGAUCAAACCCACUGAAGUAAAUGUGAUCAGCGGUAAAAUGAAGACCGCAGACAUAUGUGCUGUUUGGAAUCAUCUUGAAUCAUCAUGUCCUGGCCGUUCGGGGUUUUUUUUUUUUUAUAAAGUGAUGGAAAUGUCCGGGUUUUCAUUACCGUUCAAUGGGCCAUUAAAUUAAGCGUCUCUUGUAGCUCUCUGUAACUCAGAAAGAGCGAGCAGACACAAACAGUCGAUCAACCUGUAACAUGCCGAAGUGCAAAUGCGCAUUUAACGAUGACUUAUGUACAAGAAAGUCCCUGCAAUUCCGUCCAGUUCGUUACAAGUGUUAGACCAUGUGCACACUGUACAAUAGGGUUAUAACUUUUUGAACUUUUUUUCCAAAAUCAAAGUCCUGCAUCAUGUUUGGAUGAACUUUUUAGUAUAAUUGAAGAAACCAAACUCCAUUUUCAACACUCUUUUAAAAAAGUCCCCCCGAAACAAAAACAUAUUAAAUACACAUUACAGCCAAUGAUAUGAAAUGUGAAACGGUGCUAAGUUCUCACAAGAGCCAUUACAAGUCAAUUUGACUGAAAAUGGAUCAAUAAUAAGUUGUACUGCAUCAUAAUAUACUGGAGUUUCACUUUCUAUUCUUGCUUUCACUUUAUAAGCCAUCAGAGUACAAAUUAAGAGUAACUGUAUUCAGUUACAGUUACUGUUUCAGUGAGUGGUAAUUGGAUUACAGUUACUUGGUUGAAAUAAAUGGAUUAC